AUAACAGCCGAAGGAGCAACGCUGAUUGCGAAGAAUUUAAGGGAAGUAAGGGAACAUCUAUUCGCCAUUGAUACAGAAGUUGUCGCGAUUGAUGAGGGCCAGUUUUUUGAUGACUUAUCCUAUACAUGCGAACGUCUCGCUUGUGAGGGAAAAACUGUAAUCGUUGCCGCAUUGGAUGGCACGUUUUUGAGGAAGCCUUUCGCCGAAGUCUCGCAGUUGAUUUCGUUUUGUGAUGAAAUCAAGAAACUUUCUGCUGUAUGUAUGGAAUGUGGCGCUGAUGCUCCGUUCACUUUCAGAAGCACAAAUGAGAAAGCGGUUGAAGUGAUAGGAGGAGAAGAUACGUACCGAGCUCUGUGCAGAGCUUGCUACUACUCGUGCUCUCUUCGCAAAGGAUGUGAACGCUCAUGCAGAGGAUAACCCAACCUCAAUAUUUGGUUUCAUAAUUUAUUUCCUUUCUAACCGACAAAAGAUCAGACUUCAAGCACCUGUUCUGAAACGAAACGAACUUUUUCUCGAAUCUAAAAACAACAAUUACCUGCCGUACGGUGUUAAUUUUCUCGCUAUUACGCGAUGAGUUGCGCGUUUCCCAGAUGGGCGGCCUCGUUCAAAGCGAUUUGCAUCAAUUGAUGUC
Messenger RNA from Cylicocyclus nassatus, 631 nucleotides. The record is from the annotation of a GenBank genome assembly. Lineage: Eukaryota; Metazoa; Nematoda; Chromadorea; Rhabditida; Strongylidae.